This is a messenger RNA of Lineus longissimus, 2641 nucleotides long. Its product is annotated as EF-hand calcium-binding domain-containing protein 12-like. The transcript is spliced from 8 exons. The coding region runs from base 245 to 2332 and encodes 695 amino acids. The record is from RefSeq and is a predicted model, not a curated record. Lineage: Eukaryota; Metazoa; Nemertea; Pilidiophora; Heteronemertea; Lineidae. Gene Ontology annotation, molecular function: calcium ion binding.
AUCUGGGACAUUUUUCCUAUUUUGCAGUGAUAUUUUGAUAUAUAAUUCAUAAAUACUGGCAUUGAGAUGAAAGAAAAUGUUUUAAACGUAUCUUAAUACAUAUAGAGUUGGUAAAAAUGAAAAUGAUACCUAGCUUUCACCAUAUCACAACUUGCAGAGCUUCAAAAAACAUAAAAAGCGAAUUCUUCCUACUGAAAAAUGUAACAUUAUAAUUUAUACUGGUCACCUCUCAACUGAGGACAAAAUGGGCCUGACUGAUACGGCCCAGCUUCCCAAUCCUGAUCAGGAAAAUCCACUGCGCAAGGCGUCAUCAAUCAGAUCCAAGAAAUCAAAUCUAUCUGAGUAUGGCCUCGGCAGACUUUUUGAUACAGACAAUGCCGACCAUCUCAGUAUAGAAGACCAACUCAAAUUAUACAAAAAACGUGAUUUAGAGGAUACCAAAUACUAUAAAUGUGCUGUAAAGGUAUUCUGGGCUCCCAGAAGCAGAAAACGGGUGAUUGUUGCUCAACCUAAAGAAGUGCUCCGUGGUGGUCAUCCAGAUGCACCCAAAGAAGAAAAGUCACGAUUUUCAAAACCUGCUCUGCCAAAGGUUGGUGAAGACACAAGUAUAGCAGAGCUGGAGAGAAUCAUAGAAGAUCUUGAAAAGGGGCCAGAGAAGCCAAUAUCUAGACCUCCACCAGAAAUAUCAUCCAAGUUCACAGAACCUGAUGAGAUAACUGAGUACAAGACAUGGCUAGAGAAACGUAAGCAGCUCAGGACAGAUAUUGAUUCCAUGGGUUUGAAUGAAGAAUGGCUGGCUAAUAAACCGAAUAAGACAGAACUGGAGAUGAGAGUGCUGCAGAAGAUUAUUGAUGACAGGACACCAAAGAUACCAUCACCUGUGCCUGUCCCAGAUCCACCAUAUGAUUUUGAAAUGUCUGAUGAUGUCCCGAGGUUCCGUCGUCCAUGUCCUGAGGCCAUUCAAAUCCUGGAACAGUUCCUGUCAGAGAAAAAGAUGCGGCUUGUCGACCUGUUCCAAGCCGUGGACAAAGACAAGAGUUGGUCACUUACUAAGGAUGAAUUUGUGGAGGCAAUCAAAUUGGCUGGUAUUGACAUGACUGACGAUAUGUUAGAAGAUCUAAUGCUGUCUCUUGAUGUUGACAUGAACAAGGAAGUAACGUACAAGCAACUUCUCAAGGGAAUGAGGAGUUGGAAGAAGGAAAAGUUUGACAGUAAACGGAAACUUAUAGCAUCCGGUAAAACAGAUUACCAACUUGAUAAUCCCAGAAGAAACCGACCUACAGUUUGUCCCCCAGAACACAGCCUCACACCCUCUGCUGAACUUACGAGUGCCCUUGAAAGCCAAAACCUACAUCUCUCAGAACCAAGAAAGGAGGUGACAUUCAGAGGGCAUAAUGCUGUGCGUUCAAAGGGCAGUCGGUCCAGUGAGCGUCUUACACCUCCACCACCUGAUUUACGAUCUGAGGUUUACUAUCUCGGUAAUCCAGAGGCAAUGGUGGCGUUAAGGAAAAUGAAUCGGGAGUUAUUGAAACAGGGAAAAAAGAAAUCUUCGAGACAAAAAACAGCAAAUUUCCAGAAUGGUAAAUCUAUGAUCAAGACCGGAAAUAAAGCCAUUGACAAUCAUUGUCGACCUUCCACGUUAACUGGCGACGUUGCUGACAUGGUGGACAAGUUCCGACAACUGAGACUCAAAGAAUAUGAAGAGGUCAACCGACUUUGUAAAGAAUCGGGCGUGGUUUUGACUGAGAAACUGUUGGAGAAAGUGCUGUUUCAUCCUCCUGACAAAUCCCACAGAGCACUGAAGAAGAAAAUCCGGCAGCCGGGUGGUCAGUUGCUGUCAUCACAUUUUGCUGAUCCACCAAAACGGCCGACUACACCGAUCGAGGUCAAACACAAGGGCCAUAUGAUCAAGACAGCGUCUGGUAAACUUCUGAUUGACAGCCGUCACAUGUAUCCAGAUAGCCAUUCUGUGAAACCGGUUGGAACAAGGAUGACAUUAUCGACAGGGAGGGCAUUUAUUCAAAGGCAGGUGGACUGCUGGAUGACGUUUGAAGAGUAUGAGAAACUAACAAGUAAAUUUGCUGCUCGUUAUAAGGAUUUGCAUGGAUGUGAUAUGAAUGCUUUCUGGCCUGGACACCUACUCGAUAAACUACGUCUUUGUAUGCCACCAUACGACAGCCACAAACCUGCAGGAGUCACGGCGAUGUUCCAGCCUAUCAUGCGAGAGAAGAAGAUUUACCAUGGGUACGAUAACGAUAUUAACACAUUACCUGUUGGUGACAAUGGUCACUCACAGUUUACGUGUGUUGACCCAUAUAUCAGGAAAUACUAAGCAAGAUGUAUGUCGAAUUUCAUUUUUGAUUGAGUUUGCCAGUAUAUAAAGUAAUGAGAUCUACUCAUACAUUCUAUUUUGUUCCAAUGAUUGCGUGUUUUUCUGUAAGAUGGGUAACCUCGAUCCAAGAGUGACAUUUUUUUGUGAAAUGCACCGUAGUACAAUGUUGUGGGACAACUGAACAGAUAGGCUGUUACUUGUAAAAAGCAGAGAAAGCCAUCUUAUAUUCCGUCCAUAGUGAAGAAUUAUGUUUACAGUUGAAGACUGUGUAAAACUAAGAGAGGAAAUCAUGAGAAAUAAAACUGUUUU